Oryza brachyantha (malo sina) is the source of this 4982-nucleotide messenger RNA. RefSeq lists its product as uncharacterized. The record is from RefSeq and is a predicted model, not a curated record. Lineage: Eukaryota; Viridiplantae; Streptophyta; Magnoliopsida; Poales; Poaceae. The transcript has 14 exons. The coding region runs from base 343 to 4389 and encodes 1348 amino acids.
CCAAUUUUCCGAACCCUCCCUCGCCGGCGCCGCCCGCCCGCCGACCACGCCUGCCUGGACUCCCCCUAACCGGAGCCGACGCGGCGGCUGCUCCGAUUGCCCCUUCCUCCCCAUUCCUCUCGUCGAGCCCCCUCUCCGCCCCCCACGCCGCGCCGAAUCAGAAGGGGGGUAUUGUGCCUCCGUCCCUUCCUGGGUCACAGUCGCACCAGUAUCAGAAGGGACUUAUCUAAUUUGGGGAUCUGUUCAUGAGUUUUCAGCUGUUAUUUAGAUAGCAAACUUGGGACAUUCAAUGUAAGAUUUGCACCCUGUCCUUGUGUGGGCUGUAACUGUUUUUCAGUUCUGAUGGAGCCAGAAGCAGGCAGUGCGCCUAAUGGUUGUACAUCCACAGUAAAGGAAUCAGAAGAGCAGCACAAUUUGGAAGAUUGUGAUAAUGAUGGCUCAUGUAUUUCUGGGAUUAAACUUAUUUCUAGUAUGGUUGUAAAGAAAAAAAGGGGGAGAAGAGCACCUCCAUCUUCUAGAAGGUUAAGCGGUAAUAGAGUUUUUAGCAAUGAAGAUGCUGUUGAUAAUUGCAACCAUGCUAAAGAAAGCCAGGCUGGUAAUUCUUCUGAUGUGGCGUUGUCGCCAUCAAGUAGGAAGCCAGAAGAUCAAGGUCAGUCAGCAAACCCCAAAAAUUUGUUUGAGAAAGCGACAGAGAUGAUUACUGAAAGCCCAACUGGUUGCAAGAAAUCCUUUUGGGAAGAAAAGGAAAGUGAUAAUAAAAGAGGCAGGCAAGCUACACUUCGUGCGAAACAUGGUGGGCUUGAUAUUGAAACAACAGGCAAGGGUGUCUCUGCAAGUGAAGCUUGUGAAAAUGCCAGUACACCGGAAGAUACUUCCGCUGAGUUUGCAGCAGCAAGGAGUGUUAAUCCUGAGGAUAAUUCUGUAGAUCCUAUGGAUAAUCAGGUGUCUGAUGCACAUGUGAUUACCACAUCUUCUGAGGACAAGAGUUCCGAAGAAGUUGAGGACGUGAAAGUGUGCGACAUUUGUGGGGAUGUUGGUGAGGAGGAGAGGCUUGCUGUUUGCACUAGAUGCAAUGAUGGUGCUGAGCAUAUUUAUUGUAUGAAGGUAAUGAUGGAAGAGGUUCCAGAAGGUGAAUGGUUGUGUGAAGAGUGCAAAAAUGAAUUGGAAUUUGAUAAGGAGAAAAAGAAACUAGAAAAAUCUCAGCUGAAGGUUGGUGCUUCAAAAGGCCAGUUCUUUGAAAGGAAACCCGAUAAAAUUGCUAAUGCAUCAAGCAAUUCUUAUGACGAUGAAGCCUCAGAAUCCUUUCAAGGGAAAAAUAGUAAACUUGACACUGCUUUGAAGAACAAAAGUUCUGAAAAUGGAGUGAAGGAUGAAGAUGGAGAUAAUAAAGAGUUGAAUUCAACAAAUCAAUGCAAUAAUAUCACUAUGAAGAGGAAGGAUGAAGGUGCAGAGAUCAUUUCCUCGAUCAGACAAAGUAUUCCUGAACGUUGUGGUUUAUCCAUGGGAGUUGAGCCCAGAAAAAGAUUGCCGUUGUCGCGUGAGAGUUCAUUUAGGUUAGAUGUGGUGAAGGGAAAGCAAUCCACUACCCAAGUGCCAACUUCAUUGGCAUUUGAUGCUGCCAAGAAUCUGGGACCACCACUUCGUGGUCAAUUUUCCAAGUCCACUUCUUUCAACAACUCAAAGGUCCCCAAGGUGAAACAGCUAGUAAAUGAAGUUCCACCGAAGCCCAACAAUUUGAAGGACCAUUUAUCCUAUCUUGCGAAAAAGGAGGGGCCAGUGGGCAUACUUGCUAAGUCGCCAUUUUUUAAGAAGCCAAAAUCUUGCGAGUCAGGAAAUAAGGCAAAGUCUUCGCUGUUACCACUUAAUGAGGAGUCAAAAGUCAUGAAUCCACCAGUGAGCCAUAAUGUAACAAGUGAUAGAGUCACUUCUAUAUUAGGGUGUCCAUCUGUUACUGCAUCGAUGACUAACCAAGCUUCGUCUAAAGAAGAAUCCAAAGCUCAGCAUCUCGCUACAGGCAAUAACAUGGGUGACUCAAAUAAUUUAAGCAUUACUCAUGGACAAGGUGGACGAUGCUCUCUUGGAUACUCUGAGGUAAAUAAGCAGCCUCUAGCAAAAGCUCCUGGAAGUAAAAUUGUAAGUAGUGCUGAGAAAUCCUCCAGUAUUCUUGGCUCUGGGGUCCAGAGAAAAGUAAUUCAGAACACAGAUCCUGCACACCAGGAUGAUAAAGCAAAUGAUCCAACAAGCUUGAGACCUGGUGCUAUUAGUAGCAAUCUCACGAUGCGUUGUCAACGAUGUAAUGAAGCAGGUCAUUAUACACAGUUCUGUUCUGUCGACAAAAUUAGCUUGUCUGCAGUAAAACCUGUAGGUGAACGGAACAUGAAGGAUUCUUCUGCUAAAAGGAAUAAAACAUCUGAAGCUACUAAUAUGAUAUCUGCUGACAAAGCUGCUUUCAGAUCAGUGGAUCAAUCUGAGAACAUCCUAAAAUGGGGUCCUUGUCACAACCCAACCUAUAGGCCUAAGGAUCCUUUGUCCACCUCAUUUGGUCAUGUGAAGAAGCCCUCCCAAUUGUAUGGGCGAACUGGUGAGCAGGAUAUAAGAAACACGUCGAACAGUAGAGGUUCCACAGAUUGUAGCAAGUUGAAACCCAAUGAGUGUCAGCCUGUAUCAGUCAUGGCAGGAAGAUUUGUUUAUGACAGCUUUACUAUGCCAGAUUCUCUGGUGGACAAAUCUAAUCAAGUCUUAAUACCUGGUUAUGGAUCAAAAGUUUCAACUGUUCCAGAGUUGGAUUUUAUAUGGCAAGGUGGUUUUGAGCUUCGGAGGACUGGAAGAUCACCUGAGCUCUGUGAUGGUUUUCAAGCCCACUUAUCAUGUUCUGCUUCACCAAAAGUUCUGGAAGUAGCAAAGAAAUUCCCUUCAAAAGUCCAGCUGGAGGAACUUCCUCGUCUGAAUUCAUGGCCAAGACAAUUUCAGGAAAAUGGUCCUUCGUAUGAGAAUAUUGGUCUUUUCUUCUUUGCUAGAGAUACUGAUAGCUACGAAAAUCAUUACAGUAAAUUAGUUGAAAAUAUGCUGAAGAAUGACUUGGCUCUCAGAGGAACCAUUGAAACAGCUGAGUUGCUUAUAUUCCCUUCCAAUAUCCUGUCAAAGAAUUUCCAAAGAUGGAACAUGUUCUAUUUUCUUUGGGGUGUAUUCAGAGUAAGAAAAAAAGGCCAGAUGAACAUUCCACCUGGUGUGACACUCAGUACUUGUAAGCCCAAUCUGAAUAUGGAUGUGGAUCAAAGCAUCUCUAUCUUGACAUCUGAUCAUUCAUUGUCCGAAGGUCAGAAUAAUGGUGAUAAAUCAGAUCAUGAUUUGGUGAAGUCGGUUCCUUGUGAAGACUACCAAUGUCCUCAGACUACAGGAAAUCCUUGUGCAGACAACCAAUGUCCCCAGACUACAGGAACCGAUCCUCAGGGGUGUUCAAAUGGAGAGAACAUCUCAAAUCAGCCUUUGAGAAGAAAUGAAUCGAAAGAUCACUGUCAUGUUUCAAUUACAGCCAGCAGUUCAACAAAUAACAGCACUCAGCUGGCAACUGAACAACAGAAAUUUUCUUGCUCAGAAGACCAAGACACAAAGGAUUCCUCCAACAGUAAUGCUUGUGAACCAAUGCUUGAUGUUAAUACAGUGCCACUUGCUUGUUCUAUUUCCUCAGUAUGUGAGAAAGGAAAGGGCAUCAGAGCUAUCGACCUCAAUGAUGCUGAUAACCUUGUGGAUGUAGAUAUUAGUACUUGUGAGGUGAAUUCUGGUACAGUGGAUCCAGUUUCGCACAUCACAGCUACUCCACACAAAAGAAGUGUUGAGGUGGCAAACUGGGUUGAUGAAGUUAAUGGAAAACUAGAGCAGAAGAAAAUUAAAUUGGAUUAUAUUGGGUCGGCAAAUUCUAGUUUAAGUGAGAAUACCAGUGAUGGAAGGCUGUCAUCCAAGGUGCACCCCCUUGUAUCUUCCUCCUUCGAUGAUUCAGUUGACCAGUCAUUGGCAGGAAGCUCAAAGUGUAACGGAAAGCGCAUAUUUUCGCUUGAUCUAAACGCAAUGGAUGAUCCAGUGACUGGAAACGUUGUAAAUCUGUCAUCAGAUGAUGAGGGCAUGCCUGAGCGUGAUGUGCCAGAUCUUGAGCUAGAACUUGGGGACAACAAAUUUCCCAGAAAUACCAUGUUUUCGUUUCUUCCCCCUAAGGCUGGAGAAAAUCAGAACAAGGAACAUUCAUUGCCUACCGAUACGCCAGGUUCCCUCUCCCUCUCUCUUGCCUUUCCAGCAUCUAGGGAACAUGCUGGUAAGUUGCAACCAGAGCUACAGAGACAGCUGCCUGAGAUGAGCAGCCGGAAUAAGAUAUCUUCUAUUUGGGACCGACAAUGAUGGCUGCCUGCUCUUGCAUUCCUGAUUGUCUUGUGGGACAGAUCGGGGUCUUUGCAUCCUCUGGAGAAAAUGUCUUGAAUACAGAAUAUACUCUGGUGCACUGACAAGUAGUUUCAUUCAGGGUGAAGUUUCAACCGCUGUCCCAAUACACACCUGAAGUUCUGAACCACUGAACUGCAAAGAACAGGGGUUCCGAGCGUGAAUGUUGUUCUGCCGAAAAGAGUAAGCUGCCUUUCAGAACAUAUGAGUUAUGAUAUGAAAGUUCGUUAUCUGCACUGUAAAUUUCUUCAUGUCAAGCUCAUGCAAGUUUUGGUCUUAAGCUGGAAGCCAUCUCAAAUUUAAGAGGUGGCUACCAUGGGGGUAAAUGGCUGCUACUGUCUGAGAUCAGUAUAUAAAUGUUUCUCUUUUGCGUGAAAUAUUCCCGUGUUACCGACUUACCGUUCAGUUUGUCAUGGUGUGUAUACCGCUAAAACGCUGAGCAUACUAGGACUAACGCCGUGUUCCGGUUUUCUCCGUGUCACUUUACCUACCCAAGCAGGGGCGGAACAAAAAUGUACUAAGCCUAGUGUUUAACAAUAAAAUAUAAAUCUUCU